UGCCUGCCUGCUUCCCUGCCGCCGUCUCCCUCCCUCUCCCUGCCGGCUGGGUGCUGAAGUUGGGCGGAUGGCAGCGAACCCGCUCCGCUAGGGACGAGCCGCUCCAGCCCAUCCCGGGAUCGCUCAGCGCCAACCGCACGCAGCCGGGCGGGGGUGGCCACUUGGGCACUGAAGUAGCUGAAAUGAGAAAGAGGCAGCAGUCACAAAAUGAAGGAACAUCAGCUGUGUCUCAAGCACCUGGAAACCAAAGGCCCAACAACACAUGUUGCUUUUGUUGGUGCUGUUGCUGCAGCUGUUCAUGCCUCACUGUUAGGAAUGAAGAUAGAGGAGACAAUGCAGGAAGGCCAACACAUACGACCAAAAUGGAGAGUAUCCAAGUCAUAGAAGAAUGCCAAAACCCUACUGCAGAUGAAAUUUUGUCUUGGGCUCAGAAUUUUGACAAGAUGAUGAAAACACCAGCUGGGAGGAACCUUUUCAGAGAGUUUCUUCGAACAGAGUAUAGUGAGGAGAACCUGCUUUUCUGGCUUGCAUGUGAAGAUCUAAAGAAGGAACAGAAUAAGAAAGUUAUUGAAGAAAAAGCAAGACUUAUAUAUGAAGAUUACAUUUCUAUACUAUCACCAAAAGAGGUUAGUCUCGAUUCCCGGGUGAGAGAAGUGAUCAACAGAAACUUGUUGGAUCCCAGUCCUCAUAUGUAUGAAGAUGCCCAACUCCAGAUAUACACCCUAAUGCACAGAGACUCUUUUCCAAGGUUUUUGAACUCUCAGAUAUAUAAGUCUCUCGUCGAGAGUAUCACAGGUUCUACUUCUGAAACUUAGUUUUAAUUUUCAAAGAAAAUAAUUUGAUUUUUGGGGAGGGAGGUGGGUGGGUUGGAAGAAAAGUAGUUUAAUAACAUCUGGAGCUGGGUUCCUGGAGAACUACAGUUUAGCACUACUCAGGCUACUGUGAAGAAAACAAAUACAUAUUAUGGUCUCUGUCUACAUUUUUACCAAGGUCCUCCUUGCUCAAGAUGACGUGGGAGGGGAACAAUGGAUUUGCCAAAAUAAAUUUUUUUCACACUCCUUUCACCCUACUACAGUCAAGAUUGCAAUGAUGUAUUUGUAGUUUUAUGAACAGUCUCCUUGUGUAUCCUCACACUGCAUGUGCAAGGUAAAACUGCUUCACUUACCACUUAGUUGUUGCAAUAUUUAAUCCAACAACAUAAAUUAUAUCUGUAUUUAAGAACUUUUUUUGUGCAAUACAGUCUUAUGGUACAUAGAAAUAAUUGCAGCACACCAGAGAGAGGCUUGCAUUUUUUAACAUCACUAACUGAAAAAAAGCCAAUUUUUAAGGUGUAGCAUUACUCAACAUGCUCUACUGAGUACAAUACACUGACUUUUUGAAGCCAAUAUUUCUGUACAGAAAAAAAAAAAAAAGCUAUUUAUCACUGUUUAUUUAAAAUAAAUCAAGCGGAGGAUUCCUCUGGUUGUUCACUGCCAAAACUGUGGCAUUUUCAUUACAGAGUUUGCAAUGUCAAAAAAAAAAAAUAAAAAAACCACAAGAAAGAAGGGAGAAAAAAAAGCACAAACCUCUUAAAGGGAUCCAUAUCUGGGUGACACAAUCUAUGCGCUGAUAUUGUUUAAUUGUUAAAAGAACAAAGAUUUUCAAUGUACAUUUCAGAUGUCAGAUACUGUAAUUGACUUAUUAAAGACUGGCUAUCCAGUUCUAACACUGUUGUAUAAUGUUAUGUACUUCAGAGAAAAAAAAAAAAAAAAACAAAAACAAAAAAACAAAAGCUUGAUAAUUUAGUUUUUUGAAUAAAGAAAUUUAAUAAAAGAUUGCCUACAUGUAGCAUUUUAGAGCAUUUUAGAACAUUUUGAUGAAUUGCAUCUUGUCUUGUAAGAUUUUUUUUCUGAAAGUUAAAUCUAGUAAGAAAUGUUUUUAAACAAAGUAAUGUUUUUUGAGGUGGUGGGUUAAAGAAGUCAUAUGUUGGCUUCUGGCCUCAUUGAUUUUGAGUAACUCCUUGAAAACAAGGGGUUUGGAGAGUAAUAUUAAACCAAACUUCAAGGGCUUCUAAACCUACAGUCCUUACCCAAGCAAAAUGCCUACGGAAAUGAAAUGGGUGUCUUUCCUGGGUAAAGAAUCUUGUACUGAGCCCUUAAUCAGAGAUAAGGCAGCGUGGUACGCCCAUCACUUGGCUGCCAUGGUGUUUUUAAUAGGUGUUUGCUUGGCCUUUUUAUCAAAAAAUGUCCAACUUUAGGAUGCAUUUUGAUGUUUAAAGAGACAGUGAGACAGAACUUAUAAAAACCCAUCUUCAUACCAACCAUGUACAUCCAAAAGGAGCAUUAGCAUCCCUCACAAACUGCUAAAGAUAUACCAAGAAAUUACUUUGAAUACUUGUUAAAUAUAUAUAUGUAUGUAUAAAUAUAUAUAUAUAUUUAAUACUGACAGCUCUGGUCUUUUACUAAGACUUAAGAGACAAGGUUCUUCUCACACAGGACUAAACAUGGCAUAAGCCUGUUGCUUUCAAUGGGACUGGAAGGUCUGGAAUUUGUGUCCUGGUGUGGAAUCUAGCCCCAACACACUUGGCUCCAGCCAUCCAGUUACUCCUUGUAGGCAGCCUCAGGUGCGAGCUCUCACUGGAGCCGCUGCUGCCGAGGCAUGUCUGCUGCUACACAGUAACUGGUAGGAUAUAGGUCUUAGUUUAUUUUCUGGGGCUUAAUUUUUUUCCUUUGUUUUACUACCUCUCAUUUUUUUAAUUUAUUGAACAUGCUUCAAAUAGCAAGUCUGGGGAAUUUUUUUAAUCAUUCUUUUUACUUGAAACGUGUGUGCUUUUUUGGAUAUAUACACAAACAAUUUAACAAACUGUUUCUUAAACUCAUUUGGUUUUGUAAUUUAUAUAGAAUUCAGGAGAUGAUUAAAAGGGCUAUUCUCUAUUCCCUAUGCAAAUAUUUUAACUGUUGUAGUGUUUGACAAAAUGGGAUCUAAAAAAAAAUUCUGCAAAGUGGAAAACAAAUCUGUUUACAGUAGCGUUGCUGACUAUCCUACCAUAUUCAGCACUUUUAAAUAUUGUUAUUUAUGAAAAUGUAGUUUAAAAUGCAAGACAAAAUAUUUAUAAAUGUUUCUUUUAAUAAAUACCUGUUUUGUCUGAAAGUGUUAUUGUGUUAUGACAACUUUAUUCAUGUUGGUUAGCUACUUACCAUUAUGAAUAAAAUAUUCAAUUAUUAUACUGACAGAAUAAUAGCUAUGAUGUUUACAAAUCUUGAGGGGGGAAAAUUCAGUGAAAAAUUACUGCCUCCUUCUACUGUGAAAUACUGUUAGAAAAAAAAUAAUUCUGUUUUUUUUCCUUAAUUGGAAUUUAACUAUGGUCCUACAUAUGUCUAGUAUCAUUUGAUUACAUUUAUAUUUACUGUGGUACUAAACAUAUACAGCAUCAUAUAUGUAUAUAUUUACAUAGCGUAAUUUCAAGUUUGUUGGUGUUUGAGGCGCAAUACAUUUAGUCCACACAUCUAAACAAUGUGCAAGAAACAAAACUGCAUGCAUAAGUCUUUAAAUUGUAGAUUUGAAUAUUCUUAAUGUUACUAUUUGAUGGUGACCUGCUAGUCAUAAGCUAUCUUUAUAAGAUAUUUCAUACAGGUAGAAGCUCUUGUCAACAUAGACAAGUCAUCCUUUCAAGGACAAUUUUAAAGCUAAAUGUGCAGGCCCUAAAAUAUUACCUUGAUUUCUAGCAUAAGGUUCCAAAAUCUGUAUUUGGAAACUGUAACAUCAUUUUGAAAAAUAUUACACCAGUCUUCAGUGUAAUACUGCAAUGAAAUCACGUUCAAAAUUUCUUGUCUUAAAACCUCUAUUUGGAGGGAUUUAAAAAUUGAGUAUAGCAUAUGGAAUUUCUUUCUUGGAGCAAAUGCUUAUAUUAAAGUGAUUGCUAUAUAUUUCGUCUAUUACUUGGGGUUUCCCAAAUUUUUUAUUAAAAAAUGGAUAUGGUCCAAAUGGACAACAAAUCAUGCCAUAACAUGAUCUCAUUGCCUAUCAUACAGUUCUUUGAACACAAAUUGUAAAACAUUUGACCUAUUUAACUGAUUUAUUGUGCAUGCAGUGUACAAUACACUUUGAAAAACUGCCUAAAUACACUUAUUCUAUAGCCUGGAAUAAAAUAAGUAUGUAUUUAACUUGUAUUUCACUUUUUCAUGAGAAUGUAUAAAUUAAGUGACUUAUGUUUUUUUUCCUUUUUGCCUAGUGAUUAAUCUUUUCUGUCAAGUAGAGACUAAUGGUGAACAGCCACAAAUAAGCAGAGUGCUUGUGUACACUCCUGUGACCUUUCAGUUUUAAAGAAAUUGAAUAUAUAUUGUAUUAUGCAUGUGUUCAACUUAGCUGUUUAUAUAGUCAACUUUCAAAUAACUGAGCUGAAAGUAGUUUGGGAUACCCAGGAUAAAACAAAACCAUUGACAACAUCAAAAGUAUUUAAAUUAGAUGGAAGCCAUAUACGGUAUGAAGGAGAUGGAAGGUAUGGAGAAAAGACAAAUCAGUGACAUAGGUGGCUGGGAUGCAUGUUAAUCAGCUGAGUCCUGGGGCAGCACAGUGUGGUGGAAGUGUGGCCAUAGCGUUUCCAGGUUUACAGACUGCCCGCUCCUCACUUGAGUCCACAUAAUCCAUUUGCAGGAUAACACAGAAUGAACACAAACCAGCCUUAAGCUAGUAAUACCUUUGUUUGAAAUUAAAAGUAUGCUAAAGUGUCUGCUAACCUGUGGUCUAAACCAAAUAGAGAAGACCUACCUUCUACCUUAAACAGCCUGGUUUUAAGCUGUCACUUGAUGCCAAACUUGCUUCCUUAGGCAGCAAAUUCAGUCACAAGGAGCAUCUGCCUGUGGAACCAGUAUCUAAAAAAGGUGGGAGGCUUUUUUGGUGAGAACAGCUGGACUGACCAUGCAUGAGCCCGGUCAGGAAUGGGCAGCUUCUGUAUGAAGUGCUUGCAAAAGACAUUUAACCUAAGUAUUCUGCAACACCAAGUCAAAUGCAAUCAAAGAUGAUACAAAAAGUCUCUUAACUUCAGUGCCUCUUCUUCACCACAAAGAGUAAAGCUCACAUCUACCAUGUCUAUGAGCCUGGUGCUGGCAGUGUUAACUUAACCCAGCCAACAACAGCCUGAGUUCUUAUCAAAUCUAACAAAGAAAAAACAUUCGGGUUGCGCAUAGACAGCUGCAAUGUCUGCUCCAAGCUGAUUUGAGCCCAAUUACCAACUACAAAAUAGGGUUUUUCUCAGCCCAUAAUGCUGUUGUUUUGAGAGACACAAGAACAGCACUGUAGCACAUGCUAGGACAGGGCCGCAGUGACAAAGGUCCAGUCCUGUUCACUUAUAGCCUGAGUACCUUUGGAGUACCCAUUCCUGAGGACUUCUGCCAGCACCUGAAGUGACGUUUGUGGGAUGAAAGACCAAAGCAAUAAUGGUGCCAAAAUCAGGUGGAAAAAAAUGGACAUAAACAUUCCCUGCAUAUUAGUUUAAUGUUAUACCAAAAGACAGAUUUAGCCUCUUCCUUUAUCCAUAAACUCACUCUAUGGAAAUUCAUCCUUCUGAUUUAAAAUAGGCAUAUAACUCAGGUGAUUCAAAAGCUGACCAUCAUUCAUUGACCCAGGUCACUUUUUUUUCUUCUCAAAAGCUUUACACUAAGUCCCCUUCACUCUGAAUUUCCUGAGUUCUGCAUACUUCUCUCCCAAGCAAGGUUGACACAGCUCUUAAGACUCACAAUUUCUUUCAUUGUUAGAGCACCAAAAUACUUGGUCUAUUAAAUGCAUAAAUUUGAUCAUUUUCCCUUUAUGCUUCUGAAAAAUGCUUCAGAGAGCUUCAUGGGCAGGCAUCAGUGCGUGUAAGGAAAGCUUUCAGUGGGUGAGAUUUCAUAAGCAAAGGCCUGGACUGUUAAUCAGUGCCAGACUACCUGCACAGACUGCAUUCUUCACAAAGUUCUUAGAGUGUAAAUUUUACUUGCAAAUUAUUGUUACAGUGCUUUUGCCAAUAAACCUUAUUCUAUGUGGUGCAAUUACAGUCAUAGGAAAACAUUUUUAUCCAACCAUUCAUUUUAAUGUUUAAUAUUGCAAAUAACAAAUUCUCAUGUUGCCUUUGAACUUCCACGAUGGAACAGAACUUGCAAAUUUUCAUUUGUGACUACCAAAACUACUUAGGUUGCAAGUAUUGCUCUUGCUUUUCAUAUCACACACAUGAAAAUAACAAUUUACUAAUGUAUCAUUUG
Molecule: messenger RNA, 6215 nt
Organism: Cuculus canorus (common cuckoo)
Lineage: Eukaryota; Metazoa; Chordata; Aves; Cuculiformes; Cuculidae
Gene: RGS17
Product: regulator of G protein signaling 17
Exons: 5
Coding region: 183-815 (210 amino acids)
Source: RefSeq, a predicted model, not a curated record